CAGUCGAUGUGAUCUUUGAGACCUCUUCCACUCAAUCACACAAUCCCGCUGAUAUGUCGCAGUCAUAUCAUGAUGGAUCCUGCACGCUGUCUCCCCUCGACCAGCUGAUGCCAAGGAUAUAUACCACCGUCUUUCUUGUCUACGAAACAGACCAAUAUGAAAGCGCAAUCGGAAAGCUGAACGAGGGAUUAGCCAAGACCACGUCGCUCCUUCCAUUCCUCAGGGGCUAUGUUCAUAAGUCGCCGGACGGCUGUGAUCCGCGCAAUCAGCUGUUGCUAUCGUGGUCGUCUCAGGACCCGCCACCAGCUAUGGUCGAGACUCCCGCUCCAGAGUCCCUGCCGAGUUUCGAGACGCUGAAGCUAAGCGAAGUGCCGCUAUCGAUCUUCCAAAAUGGCCUCAGUCCCGUACCAGUGGUCAUCGACUACCAGAUCCCGGGAGCAAGAGCGCCGGCCCUCGUCAUCGGAGCUACACGCCUAGAAGGGGGGUUGAUCCUUUGUCUACAAGCUCACCACGUCGUCAUGGACGGGGCGGGAAUGGGCAUGUUUCUCAAGCUCUGGGGCGACUGCACAAGAGACGAGCCGAACCAUUCCGAUGAUAAGGCGCCGUUCGAUCCUGGGGAAGUCUACGACAGGGUGGCCUGGCUACGGGAUGCUAGCGGUUAUUCCGCCCAGACCAAGCCAAAAGCUACGCUUGACGAGCUCCUCCUUCGUCAUCCGGAAUACAGCCUUCGAUCUCGGAGCUCAGCUCUAUCGUCAUCGUCCGUGUCUGUGCCGACGAAUGUCGCCAGCCACCCAGCCAAGUGCGCCGCGAAUAUCUUUGCCUUCUCAAGUGCCAAGUUACAGGAAGCCAAGCAGGCCAUGAGUAGUUCGGUCCCGGCCAAGUUCCUAACGGUUAACAAUGUCCUGGGCGCUGCCCUGUGGCUCUGUGUCACACGGAUACGGCUCGGACGCGUGCGCCGCGACGGCCUCGCAACUGUGACAGGCUCUACCACGUCGAAGCUUGGAUUUGCUGUUAAUGCGCGCUCGAGGUUAGGACCCGCGGUGUCGAACAGGUCAUACCUGGGCAAUGCGACCAUGCUCAAGGUGGUCGAGUUCCCUGCUACCAAGCUGAAGAGCAUCGCUGGGAAUGCCAUGGCCAGCCCUGCCGCCGUCGCCGACCUAUCGCUCAUGGCACCGGUUAUCAGUGCCAUUGGCGCAGCGACGGCCGCGGUGACAGCCACCCACGUCGGCGAGGUUGUGGCGUUUGCGGAUCACCUCGCUGAUGUCGAGGAUGUCGGGCCCGGAUGGAACUCGUUCCAUGGUCUGGAUCUGACAUAUACAAGCUGGGCAAACUUGGGGAUGUACGAUUGCGAUUUCGGGGCUAGUUUAGGGGGUAAGCCGCGGUUCGUCAGAUGCCCAUAUAUGCCUUACAUUGACGGCAUGGUACUUGCCUUACCGAGACGUGGGCUGGUGGAUACUUUAGAUAGAAAGGCUUUAGAGAGAAUCGAGGUUGCUGUUAUGUUGAACGAGCGAGAUAUGCGGGCGAUGGAGGAGGACGAGAUGUUACGAAGCUGGAGUGCUUGA
Molecule: messenger RNA, 1562 nt
Organism: Exophiala xenobiotica
Lineage: Eukaryota; Fungi; Ascomycota; Eurotiomycetes; Chaetothyriales; Herpotrichiellaceae
Exons: 1
Coding region: 54-1562 (502 amino acids)
Molecular function (GO): acyltransferase activity, transferring groups other than amino-acyl groups
Source: RefSeq, a predicted model, not a curated record